AUGACCAUAGAUGACCUCACAGAAAUGGAUGUUAGUCAAAAUGAUCUAGAGGGGAACAUCUCUGUUAGUUCAAAAACAACAUGCAAGUUGGAGAGAUUAAUUUUCUCCUGCAAUAGAUUUGAAAGUGAACUUCUAGUGGCAUUGGGAAAUUGCACGAACUUGAUGUUCUUUUCUGCUUCUAAUAAUCAAUUGUCGGGAAGAAUACCAUUAGAACUUGGCUUGUUGGAAAAACUUGAGACUCCUAACCGAUUUAAUAUUAGUCUGUUUGACAGCAUCCCUCUUGGUUCUCUGGGCAAAGAAAUUGGGUUUCUUGGAUGUCUAAAGAAACUAAAUCUUGCUGCCAAUGAUCUUUCUGGAUUUAUUUCGUCAGAAUUGGGCAAUUGCACCCUUCUUGAACACUUGAAACUCUCAAAUAAUUUACUUUCAGGACUUAUUCCCAUGACCAUAGAUGACCUCACAGAAAUGGAUGUUAGUCAAAAUGAUCUAGAGGGGAACAUCUCUGUUAGUUCAAAAACAACAUGCAAGUUGGAGAGAUUAAUUUUCUCCUGCAAUAGAUUUGAAAGUGAACUUCUAGUGGCAUUGGGUAAUUGCACGAACUUGACGUUCUUUUCUGCUUCUAAUAAUCAAUUGUCGGGAAGAAUACCAUUAGAACUUGGCUUGUUGGAAAAAUUUGAGACUCCUAACCGAUUUAAUAAUAUUCUGUUUGACAGCAUCCCUCUUGUUAUCUAUUUUAGAAAUCAAUUGGUGGUUUUGUUAUUAGGCAAUAAUAUGCUUAAUGGGACAAUACCUCCAGGCCUUGCAAACUGUUCGAGUUUGAAGAGGUUGGUUCUUUCACACAACAAUCUUAGUGGCUUAAUUCCAGAAUUCUUUGUGGCAUCAAAUUUGUUAUAUAUUGAUUUAAGUUUCAACAAACUCAAUGAACAAAUUCCUCAAACUGUAGGGAACAUUGUGAAUCUAACCAUGAUCAACUUGUCAAUGAAUAAGCUUGAUGGACUGAUACCUCGGUAA
Molecule: messenger RNA, 1008 nt
Organism: Zingiber officinale
Lineage: Eukaryota; Viridiplantae; Streptophyta; Magnoliopsida; Zingiberales; Zingiberaceae
Product: LRR receptor-like serine/threonine-protein kinase GSO1
Exons: 3
Coding region: 1-1008 (335 amino acids)
Molecular function (GO): protein binding
Source: RefSeq, a predicted model, not a curated record